AUGGUGCACUCAGUGUUACCCAUAAAUUCACCACCAGGCACCGUAGUUACUACCGUACACGCAGAGGACCGCGAUUCGGCUAGCGCCGGACAGGUCCACUACGCGCUACUUGAUGCGAUCACUGGCUUCUCAAUAGACAGCUCCAGUGGCGUUAUUCAGACGACCGAAGCGCUACAGGAUAAGCAGUAUACGAUUCGCAUCGGAGCUACUGAUGGUCAUGGAGCGAUGUCAACCAAUAAUGUUACAGUAAUCCUCCAUACCACUAAGAAGAAGCCCCUGAAAUGGACUAGUGGUCCCAACACGAUUGAACUCCCUGAUUCCACUGCUGUUGGAGACACACUUGCUGUUUAUCACACGAGCUCUCCUUCAUCUCUGGAACUGAACUCGAACUUGCUGUCGAUCAACUCAAUAGGCACCCUGUACCUUUCCAAACCUUUACCGAUCAAUAAGGAUCUAUUGUAUGCAGUAUUGAUCGCCCACUCUGAUGACGUUUCCAUCACUAAAUGCAUUGAAAUGCGAGUGAUUCGUGACUCUCCAGCGCCCAAAUUUCUGAGGAAAAACGCUACUUUAAGGCUGAAACGAAACAUUCCGCUGGGCAACCAGCUGAUGAAGGUUGAUGCCGGAGGGCUUUUUAACUUCUCGACAAAUUGUCAAUGGCUACGCAUUGACAACGAUGGCAUCGUCUCUGUGAGGGAGUUAAUCGAUAAAUCGAUCAAUAGUGUGCAGUGUGAAAUCGAGGCGAAAGACGCGAAAGGUAGAAGUGACCGAAUGAAAAUAGAAAUCGCAAUGGAAAGUGAUGAAAAGCCAUUUCAUCUGAAUGCUACCUACAACGUGCACAUGAAGGAAGACGCUCGAACGGGUACGAUGCUCAUCGGACUUGGCACCGAUUCCGCUUAUGUGUUCAGAAGUUCUCUGAAAACACAUGUGGAUGUGUUUCCGGAUGGUACCGUAUAUCUGAGAAAGCCGAUCGAUAGUGGUGGUCCGGACAUGAUUUCCCUGCCGGUCACCGCAACACAUCGAGUCCUGAACAACACUUACUCGGCAAUGGUUCGCGUUUUCAUCGACGACGUCAACGACCACAGUCCUCAAUGCCCAAUCAAAAGAAGCUUUGAAAUUCAAGAGAAUAUUCGCGUCGGGUCAACAGUAGGCUACUUGGAAGCUCGAGAUGACGAUAUCGGGUUGAAUGGAGUGAUUGGGUAUCGUCUUCUCGACAAUCAAAAUUUGAUUCGAGUUGGAACGGCUACUGGGAAGGUACUUGCACAGAAAUUACUUUAUUCACCCAUAAUCCAUUGCAAAUGGUUACUUUUGUACACUACGAGCCAACAGUUGGCCCGGAAGAGCAACUUCAGCAGGGCUGUCUUCGCCCAUUUCUACAUCUUAAUCCGCAUUAUCUUGCUUAGCGCUUCGAAAGCGGUAUCCAAGAGCGUUUAG
This is a messenger RNA of Cooperia oncophora, 1431 nucleotides long. The record is from the annotation of a GenBank genome assembly. Lineage: Eukaryota; Metazoa; Nematoda; Chromadorea; Rhabditida; Trichostrongylidae.